Molecule: messenger RNA, 2400 nt
Organism: Cicer arietinum (chickpea)
Lineage: Eukaryota; Viridiplantae; Streptophyta; Magnoliopsida; Fabales; Fabaceae
Product: scarecrow-like protein 23
Source: RefSeq, a predicted model, not a curated record
UCAUUGUCUGCUUGUCCUACUCGUAGGACAGAGGACAAAAUUAGAUUAGUAAGUUAAAGGUUUUGGCACAACCAAAGUCCCAAAGCAUCCAAAGAUGACGUUAAUAGGAAACUUAUCGUCCUUAAUUAAUCCUCAUCCACAACUUGUAAUGAGUAUGAUUAACAAAGGCAAUAAUACUAGAUGACACAAUUUGUACAUGUAAAACGAAGGUAAAGACAUAUCCAAAACAAAACGGAGUACCCAAAGAUGAUAAAAUAGCAUAACACCUAAACUUUUCUGGGCUACAAAGUCAUAUCCCUUUCUGUCUCCUUUUUCUAUCUUUUUCUUUUACUCUUAAAUAUUUUCUCUCUCACCAAACGCUGAACUCAACACUCCUUUUCUGACAUACCUUCUACCUAUCUGUAUCUGAACAAACUUUCCCUCUCAAUUUUGUCAUUUUUCUCUCAAAAUUAUCCUCCAAAGUUUUCGAUUCUCUCCCUCUUCAAUUCUAUUCGAUCAUGCUUCAAAGCUUGGUCCCUCUACCUCCUCUCACUUCAAAACCUAAUAACUCAAUGAAGGCCAAACGCGCCGAACGCGAACACGACGACGCUGAUUCCAACGUUCAGGAGCCUUCCUUCAAGAGACCCAACUACUCCUCCGAGAAGACGGUGGCGGAAGGAGAGGGACACGAGGAGGUUCAAGCUUUUGAACCUCAAAUUGAAGGCGAAUCAACUGGUCUCAAACUUCUAGGGCUUUUACUCCAAUGCGCUGAAUGCGUCGCCAUGGAUAACCUCGAUUUCGCCAACGACCUCUUGCCGGAGAUCACUGAACUCUCUUCACCGUUCGGAACUUCGCCAGAGCGCGUCGGCGCGUACUUCGCACAGGCGCUGCAAGCGCGAGUGGUCAGUUCUUGCCUCAGCAGUUACUCGCCGUUAACCGCUAAGUCGGUAACCCUAACUCAGUCGCAGAGAAUCUUCAACGCGUUCCAAUCCUACAACUCUGUUUCACCGUUGGUGAAAUUCUCACACUUCACCGCGAAUCAAGCAAUCUUCCAAGCAGUAGACGGUGAAGAUCGCGUCCACAUCAUCGAUCUCGAUAUCAUGCAGGGACUUCAAUGGCCAGGAUUGUUCCACAUAUUAGCUUCACGAUCCAAGAAGAUCCGCUCCGUGAGAAUCACUGGUUUUGGCUCCUCCUCAGAGCUUCUAGAAUCAACGGGAAGGAGACUCGCCGAUUUCGCGAGUUCGCUCGGGCUUCCGUUCGAGUUUCAUCCCGUGGAGGGUAAAAUCGGAAGUGUAACAGAGCCGAGUCAACUCGGUGUUAGGCCAAACGAAGCGAUCGUGGUUCACUGGAUGCACCAUUGCUUGUACGAUAUAACUGGUAGCGAUUUAGGAACGUUGAGAUUGCUGAGUCAGCUUAGGCCAAAGCUAAUCACCACCGUUGAACAAGAUCUUAGCCACGCUGGUAGCUUCUUAGCGAGGUUUGUGGAGGCUUUGCAUUAUUACAGCGCGUUGUUCGACGCGCUAGGAGAUGGUUUGGGUGCAGACAGUGUUGAGAGGCAUUUGGUGGAGCAGCAGCUGUUGGGCUGUGAGAUAAGGAACAUUAUCGCCGUGGGUGGGCCCAAGAGGACUGGAGAGGUUAAAGUUGAGAGAUGGGGAGAUGAGUUGAAACGGGUCGGGUUUCAACCCGUUUCACUGCGUGGUAACCCGGCUUCACAAGCGAGCUUGUUGUUGGGGAUGUUCCCAUGGAGAGGGUAUACGCUUGUUGAGGAGAAUGGUUCUUUGAAGCUCGGUUGGAAGGAUCUCUCUUUGUUGAUCGCGUCUGCUUGGCAGCCGUCUGAUUUGAUUACUUACACGGAUUGAAUUCAGCUUGAUGAUGUUCAUAGUUUGUGUCUUUUGGCGGGGGAGCAACUAACUCUUGAUUAGCUUCUCUCCUGCCUCUCUGUCGUGAAACUCCAAGAAAGGACACGGUUGGCAGAGAAGAGAAUCUUUUAAGUUAGUGAAUUAAUAUAAGUGAGAAAUCAUUCACAUUACCAAUUGUGGUUCCUUAUGAUUUGUUGAAUUUUUAUAAUAAUGGUUAAUUGAUUGAUUGAAACAAAGUGAAAGAGGAGGAAGCUACUCAUUGUCGGGGUCCCUAACAUGUGGGAAUCCAUGGGGGAGGGAGCGAGGAUGGUUUGUAAUUAAACCCAAAAAAUGCUUAGAUAAAUCAAAAUUAUUUAAUAAUUUUUUAUUAGAGAAAGGGUUGUAUAUACCAUUAAAACACAAUAAUGUGUAUUCUUUUGUUUGUAUUUUUAGUAACGGGUCUUGUUAAUAAGUAGAGCUCUCAAAUGUGUUCGUCUACUUGGAUCUACUCUAACUCUAAUGAUUCAUACACAAACGAGUUAGUUUGAUCUGAUUCACUUUCUUAUAUAGUGGUAUUUUAUUA